AGGCUAGCCAAUUUGGUUCCAGACGAUUCUCGGAGCUUGAUAUGCCCCUUCACUGGUGGCGUUACCUGCAUGGAACUUGACAAAACAGAGGACCGCUUUCUGUUAGCGGCGGCCGCCGACACGACUAUCGCGUUAUAUGACACCCAUGUAGGCUCUGAAAAGGCGACCACGCUCAUCGCACCCUUAUUCUCAUGUAGGGGCCGUCACAACAACGCUGAGCGGGGCCACAAGUAUUUGAUUAGCUCCGUGGCAUGGUAUCCUGUGGAUACCGGGCUAUUCGUAACUGGCUCAUACGACUGCACCGCCAAGGUGUGGGAUACCAACGAAGUGCAGGUGGUGAACACUUUCCAGCUACCCAAGAAGGUAACGGCAGUGGCCAUGUCGCUAGUGGCGACCUCACACACCCUCAUUGCAAGCGGCUGCGAGGACGCGCACGUACGGCUGUGCGACCUCACGUCAGGCGCCGUCACCCACGUUUUCUCGGGGCACAGGGAUUCGGUAUGGUGCGUGGCGUGGUCCACCAGCAGCGAGUACGAGGUUCUAUCUGGAGAUGGGGCCGGCCAGAUCCGGCUAUGGGACAUCCGCCGGUCGGGCUGUCGGGCCGUGUUUGACCAAUACUGCACGCAGCGACUCGACCGGGCGCGGUCCAUGGAGGAAGAUGUACCGCCGCCUCCUGUAUCGCCCGCCAAGAAGCCACGGCGCAGUGGAUCCUCAGGGCCCAUGCAUACUGCUAAAUCGGCACCAGCGCUGCUUUCAGCCGAGCCAGUGCCAUCUUCGUUCCGCAUGAAGGAGACGGCGGUCCGUGCGCACAGCGGCGCAGUGACCUGCCUGUUGCCCUGCCCUGACAGCGUAAACCUCAUCUCAGCCGGCACGGACAGCCGCAUGCGGUUGUGGGAUGCACAGUACCGAUACAACAAGUUGGUGGGCUAUGAGGGAACUUAUAAUCGUGCCUUGCGGGCGCGGCAGGUAGCUGUAACGGACGACGCGCGCGUUGUAUUUUAUCCAACUGGGACUUCCGUGAACGUGUAUGAGGUAGAAACUGGUCGUAUGCUAGCGAGUGUUCAGGGAGCUCAUACCGAAACGAUAAAUUGCUGUGCAUACAACCCUUCCCUGCGUGAGCUUUAUAGCGGGGGUAAUGACUGUAAGCUGCGCGUAUGGUCGAUGCGCGCUGAUUCCCAUGGGUGUGUUGAUGAUGACGUGGGCUGA
This is a messenger RNA of Volvox carteri f. nagariensis, 1206 nucleotides long. RefSeq lists its product as uncharacterized. Gene Ontology annotation, molecular function: protein binding. The transcript is spliced from 6 exons. The record is from RefSeq and is a predicted model, not a curated record. The annotation marks the transcript as partial. Gene Ontology annotation, cellular component: Cul4A-RING E3 ubiquitin ligase complex; nucleotide-excision repair complex. Gene Ontology annotation, biological process: protein polyubiquitination; transcription-coupled nucleotide-excision repair; proteasome-mediated ubiquitin-dependent protein catabolic process. Lineage: Eukaryota; Viridiplantae; Chlorophyta; Chlorophyceae; Chlamydomonadales; Volvocaceae.